Messenger RNA from Nematolebias whitei (Rio pearlfish), 6092 nucleotides. RefSeq names its product trichohyalin. The transcript is spliced from 5 exons. Gene Ontology annotation, molecular function: GTP binding. Bases 39 to 6092 code for a protein of 2017 amino acids. The record is from RefSeq and is a predicted model, not a curated record. Lineage: Eukaryota; Metazoa; Chordata; Actinopteri; Cyprinodontiformes; Rivulidae.
GGAAGAGCAGAGGUUAAAAAUACACGGACAGAGAAGUGAUGGACUCGGCAGAUGAGAACUCCGGUACAAACACAAACGGUGCUUAUCCGGUACGAUGCAGUGAGGAAGUACUUCUCCCUUUCUUCACAGAUGAGAGCCUGCAGGCCGCCAUGAACUUCCAACGCUCGCCUGCUUCCCCCGAUGUCCCACCUAUGGUUCCAGAACUUAGACUUGUCCUCUUGGGAAGAAAAGGAACUGGGAAGAGCGCAGCAGGAAACACCAUCCUGGGAGGUGUCGGUGGGUUUGAGAGCGGUAAACCCACUGAGGAGUGUGUGAAAAGGCGAGCUGACGUCGCCGGGAGAAAAGUAACAGUUGUAGACACACCUGGAUGGGAGUGGUACUACCCACUGAACAGCACCCCCAAUUGGGUGAGGAGAGAAACCUUACGGAGUGUGACCCUCUGUCCUCCUGGGCCACACACUGUGCUCCUGGUUGUACGAUCCUGUGCUUCUGUCACAAAUAACUACAUCAAGGAGAUAGAGGAGCACUUGGAGCCGCUGGGGAAAGAUGUGUGGGAACAUACCUUGGUGCUUUUCACCAGGGGCGACGAGCUGGGCCUGGUGACCAUGGAGCAGCGAAUCCUGACGAGUGGCUCGGGACUCCAAAGGCUCCUCCAGAAGUGUGCCAACAGAUACCACGUUGUGAAUAACCACAACAAAGGAGAUGGGACACAAGUCAGUGAGCUUAUACGGAAGCUGGAGGCGAUGGUGGACAGGAAGAACAGAAAGAGUCAUCUCGAGUUGGAUCAUACUGUCCUGUCGGGCGUGGAGGUGGAAGGAAAGAGGAGAGCUAGGGAGAGAAGAAAGAAGCAGAGGCAGAUGGAGGAGCAGGUGCAGAGAGGAACCAUCAAAGCUGCUCUCAUGAGUGACGGCCCUCAAGGUUCUGAGCUCGACGCACACCGAUCCUUCUCCAAGGCUUCUCGACGGCUUCCCGAAGUCAGACUGGUUUUCCUGGGCGAGAGAGAAACUGGGAAGAGUUCUGCUGGGAACGCCAUCCUUGGAAAGACAAGCUUUUUCAGCUCAGGAGCAGUGACGGAGGAGUGCAUCCGUCAGCAGGCGGAAGUGGCCAUGAGACUGGUGACGGUAGUGGACACGCCAGGCUGGGAGGGGGGAGUGGCUGGAGCCACACCAGAGAGGGUCAAAAGAGAGAUCAUGUGUAGCGUGGCAUUGUGUCCACCCGGGCCUCAUGCUCUGCUGCUGACUUUGAGGGUAGACACUCUGGUAAAGGCAGGACAUGUGAGGGAACAUCUGGAACUUCUUGGAGAGGGCGUCUGGAGGCACACCAUUUUACUCUUCACCCACGGAGAUCAGCUUCGAGAGGGGGUGGACAUCAAGCAGCACAUCCAGAGUGGAGGCAAGGACCUGCAAGGGCUGUUGGAGAAAUGCAGGGGGAGGUACCACGUGAUCAGCAGCAGAGACGGAGGAGGAAGGGGAGGCGAAGGCUCCACGACAGUGACAGAGCUCUUGGAGAAAGUGGAAAAGAUGGCAACGAUGAACAGAUGCGAAGCCUUUUCUAGUCUGGUACAAGAAGUCAGGGACUUAAGUCAACAAAGGAACAAAAAGUUCAACCAGCGGCUGAAGGAGAUGGGAGACAAGGUGCUUCGUCAGGAGACGGAGUUGAAGAAAAUGAGAGAGAGGGAGGUGAAGAGCAUCAGAUGGUUCUUUGACAGAAAGAAGAAGGUGAAAUCACCAGGGAAAGCCGAUGUUCAAAGAGAAGAAGAGGAGGAUGAGGACAGGAGGGUUGGGGAAAUGAGGAAUGACAUGGGUGAGCUGGAGGAGAGGAUGAGAUGGCUGACAGAAGACAGAGAGAGGGAGAUUCAGGACUUAAGCCUAGAAAAUGAGAGGAUCCACAUUGUACUAAACCAAAGUCAGCAAGAGAAGUACGAGGUGGAGCAGAAACUGGAGCUGAAAGAGAGGGAGAUUGAGGAGCUGCACGAAAGAAACGAAGAGCAGCAGCUGAAGCUUCUGGAUCUGGAACACUCCUGUGCAGAAACCGAACAAGAGAAGAAACAAAGAGAGGACAAUAUGGAUGCACUAAAACAAGAAUGGAUGAAAGAACUGGAGAAAAUGGGAGAAACUAUAGAAAUGCUCAAGAAAGAGAAAAAAGUGGGGAUUGAAAAGCUUGAAUAUUUAAAUACAAACAUGAAGCAAAGUAAAAUACACUAUGAGGACAUCCUUGUUAGGAAAGAGCAAGAAAAAAACAAAGAGAUGGAGGAGAGGGAGGAGAAACUGAAAAGAGAGAUGGAAAUAAAGCUGCUUGAAAAGGAAAAACAGCUGGAAGGACUGAGUGUGCAAGCUGCGGAGGAAAAACAGACAGCUCUUAAAAACAUUAAACAACAGGAGAAAAUCAUGCAGAGCAAACUGGAAGAGCUAAAACUACAACAUAAAACAGAAACGGAAAUGCAAAAUAUAGCGAAAGAGGCUGAGAUAAAAGACAUAAAACUGCAGCAUGAAAAGGAGAUGGCCAGAAAAAUAUCUGCGAUGGAAAAACUCAUGGAGACGAUGAAAGUUCGGGAACAACAAGAAGCUGAGAAGAUGUUGAAAGAAAAAGCUGAGCAUAUAGAAGAGCUAAAGCAAAAGCAUGACAAAAAAAUUAAGAACAUGAAGCAAGAACAACAAAAACAGGUCGCUGAGUUAAAAGAGCAGUUUGCAAGAGAAAACACUGAACAAAUACAAGCAAAAAAUAGAGAAAUGGAAGAACUGAAACAUAUUUCAACUCAAAUGGAAGCUAAAAUGCUGGAAUAUGUAAAAGACAAAGAAACAAGCCGUCUUCAUCACAAGAAAGACAAGGAAGAACUUAAACAAGAGAAAGAAAACAUAGUUGAGGCCUUAAAAUUGAAGCAUCAGGAGGAGAUGAUGGCAACAAAAACAGAUGCAAUGGCAAAACUGAUGGAGGAACUAAAAGCUGAACACCAGAGGGAAGUUGAUAAAACUGUCAAACAAAAGGAAGAGGAGGUUGAAAAGGUCAAACACGAGUACAGGGAGAAACUUCACGUCUUGGAGCAAAAAAGAGUAAAAGAAAGCAAAGACCUGAAAGAACAGCUGCUCAAAGAAACAGAAGAACAACAGCAGAUAAGAGACUUAAAACAAAAGCUCUCUGCAGAAAUUGACGAAAUUAGGCUGGAGCAGACGAAUGUGCUGCAAGAGCUGCAACAGAAAGAUAAAGUGACGGAGAGAUUAAAGUGUGAACUUAAAGAUGAAGCUGAAAACAGGAAAAGAGAGAAAGAAAGACACGAGAAAGAGAUAGCAGAGAUGACAGAAAAAGAAACGAAUCUGUUAUAUGAGAUCAGAGCAAUGGAUCAGUUAGUGACAACAAAAGAAAAAGAAAUCGAGGACAUGAAAACAAGCGUUAAGGAAAUGAAGGAAGCGCUACAAGAAAAGGAAGAGAAAGAACUUUCUUAUCUGUGUCAACAAAAAAAGACCGAGCAAAAACUGGAGGAAGAAGAACUGAGAACUAAAGAAAUGAAGGAAAAGCUAAAAGAACUCGACCAACAGCUGCUGCAGACGAGAGAGGAACAAGAGCGAGUUGACUUUAACCACAAGAAGCAGAUGCAGCAAAUACUGCAAGAAAAUGGAAGGACGAUAGAGAAGCUAAACGACCAAAUAAAGGACAUCGAGGAGGUCCUGCAGAGAAGAGAAGAAGAGCGAGGGCUGAUCAUUCUGAACCAAAAGAAAGAGGCCGAGCAGCGGCUGCAGGACAUGGAGAGAAAGAUGGAGGACAUGAGACGACAACUUUUAGACGACGAGACAAAACUGAAAGAAAAGGAAACGGAGAUGGAAAGUCUUAAACAGCAGGCCGACUACAGAGAAAUGAGAUGGAAGGAGAAGCUGAGGAGCAAAGAGGAGAAAGACACACAGGAGGCGAACAAACUUUUGGAAAUCAUAGAUGAGAAAACUAAAGAAAUGGCAGAAGUGCAAAGUCUCCUUGCGCAGAGAGAAAGAGAAGUCGACGAGACACAAAGACGGUGUGCAAGCUACUUAAAGGACGUCAACGAGCUAAAAGAAAGCUACGAAAAGACACAGCAAAGUUACACAGAGCAAGAGAGGAAGACUGCAGCCGAAAUGACGCAACGACUUCACAAGAAAGAAGAAGAGCUGGAACGUUUGCAGCAGAAGGACAAAGAAAACGAGAAAGAGCUUGUCCAGCUGAGGCUGACCAUUGAGCAAACCAAGUCCGAGCUGAAACAGCUCACUGAAAAAAUGGAAAAGGAAACGACGAGCAUGAUUCAGGAGUACGAGAAAGAAAUCAAGAUUAGAAACGAGACUAUCGAAGACAAAGAUGUCCACGUAAGUCGCUUGGAAGAAGAAAAUCGGGAAAGCCAAAAAAGAGUGGAGGAGCUGCAGGAGCAACACGAGAAGAUGAAGAAACAGGUGGACAAUUUCAGAAUCAGGUGCGAGGAGAUGAGGAAGGAGUGUCAGGAAGAGGUUAGGGAACAUCUAAAGCAAUGUGAAGAUAAAGAUGUGGAGUUAAGAACCUUAAAAGAUGCCAGCAAUGAACUGCAAGCUGAGAUAGCAAGGCUUCAAGCCAGGGAAGAAAUGAGCAAGACUCAGACGGACGAGCUUAAAGAACGUUUUACAAAACAACUAAUGGAGCAAGAAAAUGACAAGGAUGAGGAAUCUUUCAAACAAGAAAAAUUAGCCAGAGACAAGGAGCAAACCCUGAGCAGAAAGGAUGCAGAGCUGAGCAAACGAGGAAACGACCUUGACGCAAAAGAGAAAGGCCUUCUUGAAACCGAAGUGAAGUUGGCGAGUAAAGAACAAGAGCUGCAAAAGCUACAGCUGAAUUUAGAGAUGAAACAAAAGGAGCAGGAGGAAAAAGACAAACUCAAGGAAGAUUUGAAGCUGAGAGAGCAGAGAAUCGAGACUAAGGAAAAGGAGCUCGACGCCAUAUUUCAGGUUCUGGAGGGCAAACAGAGAGAGCUGAGCUCUCAUGGCCAGGAUAUCCAGAAGAAGGUCAGAGGGCUGAAGGAUCAAGGCAAAGAGCUGAAGGACAGAGAGUGCUACUUGAAAAACGAAGAGCAGGAGUUACUCAGCUUGAAGUCAGAGCUCCUGAUGCACAAUGAGCACGUUAGCUGCACAACACAGCAGCUGGAUGGGAUGCGCCGGGAGAUGGCUUCUCUGAAGGAGGAACUGCACACCAAGGAGAAAAAACUCAAGGAGUCGCUCAAAAACCUGAACAAGUGGGAGCAGACUCUUCAAAAACGGGAGGAAGAGUUGGAUAAAAGGGAGAAACAUCCUGCAGCUUCUAAGGUGGAUGACAAAGAGUCAUUUUACCAGCAGAACUCAGAAGAUAAUGAGCAUUUGAUUCACCGAGAGGUCAGUGGGAGGAGGAAACAAGGAAAGGAGUCAAACGGAGAUGAUGGUUUAUCAGCUGUAGAGAGCUCAAUCAGCCAACUCAAAACAUUUAAAGAAACCAAUCCGGCUGAAGAAAACCUCGAGAUGAGAAAAGAAACAACAAUCAGACUGACAUCUCAUAGGCCUGAAACAUCCAACAACGAGGACUCUGGGUCAGAAUUGAGGGUGAUGGUGUUGGGAGAGACCUGGUCUUCUCGUUCCACAGCUGGAGUCAGCAUCUUGGGUGUAGAAGCAUCCAAAACUAACGAAUGCUUCAGGUCUUGGAGAGGUCAACUAGCCGGGAGGCGUCUGGUCGUCGCAGAGCCGCUCGGACUGAGGUGGCGAGACGGACCCGAUCCAACCAACGCAUCGCAGCGGAAGGGCAUCCUGGACGUCAUGUCCUGGUUCCAUUCGGGUGCCAAUGUCGUCCUGCUGCUCAUCCCCGCCUUCCUGACCUGCACACAGAGGUACAGACGAGCCGUAGAGGAGCACGUGGGCUUGCUCGGGGAGGAUGUCUGGAGACGCGCACUGGUGCUCUUCACGUGGGGAGAAACUCUAGGCGAGAGCGCCGAGCAGCACAUCCUGAGGAACGGGGAACUGAUGGGGCUCGUGGAGAGAUGUGGGGGCAGGUAUCAUGUGCUGACCAGCAAAAAGGACAACGCCACGAUCGAAGGACUGUUUGAGAAGAUGGAGGACAUUGUUGCUCUAAACAGCAGAUGA